AUGGCGCUCUUCGUGGACUGUGUGCGCAUCGCGGUCGCCGUCACGACCCUCAAGCUGCUGCUCAUCCCCACCUACCGAUCGACGGACUUUGAGGUCCACAGGAAUUGGCUGGCCAUCACGCACUCGCUGCCCGUCUCCCAGUGGUACUUUGAAGAGACCUCGGAAUGGACACUGGACUACCCACCUCUGUUUGCUUGGUUCGAAGCUGCCCUGGCAAAGGCUGCGCAAUAUGUGGACCCCGACAUGCUGAUUGUAUCCAAUCUGAACUAUGCAUCUCCUGCAACCAUCAUUUUUCAGCGUCUGACCGUGAUUGUGUCAGAUAUGGUGCUCAUCACAGCAGCAUAUAAGGGCGCAAC
Messenger RNA from Ostreobium quekettii, 356 nucleotides. NCBI's taxonomy places the organism in Eukaryota, Viridiplantae, Chlorophyta, Ulvophyceae, Bryopsidales, Ostreobiaceae. The record is from the annotation of a GenBank genome assembly.